AUGACCGAAAUUUUUUAUGCUAGAUCUUUAUAUGUACAGUUUGAAUUACCAAGUUAUCUGUUACCCAAGAAAAAUCCAAUACCUUCUUACUGUUUGGUGAUCAACAGUAUGGGAAAUAUAUGUAAUUUUCUCUGUCCUCCAAAUGUUAACAGAUGUUAUUCAACCUCCGCAUUAGAUGCUUCAAUUCAUGAUUCAGACGUAAAACUUUUAUGUGAAAAUGAAGCCGUACCUAUAUCAGUGGAAAACAUUAAUGACAGUGAUGAACAUGUCACAAGUGUUGUACAUAAAGAAUCAGUUUCAAAGCACAAAGAGAAAUCAAAUAACAGUACUCCUGGUCAGCUCAAGUCUAUAUCUUCUUCGCUGCAAGGUCCGAAAGUAAUAAAAGAGUAUGUAAAAUUUCCUUUUCUUACGGAUGACGAGAUGGGAAAUUGGAUUAUUAAGUCUCGGUUCAUGUUUAUAUUACGCGGACCACCUGGUUCGGGGAAAUCUUUUGUGUCGGAGUGCAUCCGAAUUCGUUUUCCCAUGGCUAAGAUCUUUUCUGCAGAUGAUUUCUUUUAUUUAGAAUCGAACGGCUAUGAGUACCAAUUUGACACCAGUCGAUUGAGUGAAGCUCACGAGUGGUGUCAUAAUAAUGCUUAUAAUGCUGCUUGUUCUGGGUACAGCCCAAUAGUUAUUGACAACACAAACACAAGAAGUUGGGAAACACGUUAUUACACAGAUAUGGCUCGUCGUUUUCACUACUUUGUAAUCAUGGUCAUCCCACAAACACCAUGGCGAUUUGAUGCGGAAACUUUAACUAUGCGUAAUGUACAUUUUGUCAGUUUAGAGACCAUUGAAGCUAAAGUCCGGAAUUUCGAACAUAUCUAUCCAUUGUAUUAUGGUUGGUUUUGGUCGGCACCACCGAGUGAAACAUAUUCAAAACUUGACAUCUCAGAUACUUCACGAGACAUAGUUAGUAGACCAGGUAAACGGCGUAAAAGCUCUAUUCACUCAAACCCAUUUAUGGAAUUGAAUCGGUUGCUUAAAUGGGGAUGGGAUGCUCUUAAUACUAUUAUAGAAUUACCCGGAGUACAUCAUGAAUUAAUAAGUGCUUUCGGUCUGCCCCAAGAUGCAACUGUACAAGAUGUAAUAACUCAUUGGGAAUCCGCUACAAUACCUGACUUCGGGACUGGUUUGAAAACUUGCAACACACCUAGUAUUCCUCAUGUAACAGCUAAAUUUGCCGGAUGUGGUCGAGCCUUCGGUGCAGAACAUUAUGCUCUACGUAGAUCUGUGAAUGAAACUUUACUGGGAAAAUUAUUCACAGUACAAAUUAUCGGCUUAGUGAUCACUCCACGUACAAUAGGUGCUAGGGUUAAACUUCCAAAUGAUGAGGUCAUUCGACAUCUCUGGGCUGCCGACGAUCAAGAAGUUGUAUUCCCAGAUAAUAUUGGUAUAAUGCCUGUGAAUCGUCCAACUGGUUGUCGUGCUCAUGUUACAAUGGCUUUAGCAACUGGUGUAUCCCCAGCAGAAACAGGUCUUGAUUUACUACGUGUUGUAGACAUGGAGUUGAACAAUCGGCCAGGCGAUCAUGUAGCAAUUAUUAAAAAUGGUUCUGUUCGUCGACUUAUCAUUCCAAAAUUACAUUGUAAUACUUCACCUGAACGCUGUUUAGUAAAGGUACCAAAUAAAUUAAACUAUCAUCCACGUAAUAAUAAUAACUUUUACGUUAAUGGUAUCUCAUCAGUUCCGCUCUCAGAUUGUGAGACUAUUUAUGUGUACGAUCUUGAUUUUCCUCAUCACUACCGUGUUACUUUUGCUGCUUCUUAUUGA
This is a messenger RNA of Schistosoma curassoni, 1812 nucleotides long. The record is from the annotation of a GenBank genome assembly. Lineage: Eukaryota; Metazoa; Platyhelminthes; Trematoda; Strigeidida; Schistosomatidae.